CAAGUAUUUAGACGUCAUUCUCAAAUGGCCAAAUACGUCAUCGGUAGAAGCUCAACCUCCUCCUCCUCCUUCCUCUCUCUCACCUCCUCCUCCUCUCCUCUCUCACCUCCUCCUCCUCUCCUGUCUCACCUCCUCCUUCAUGUGUCACCACCUCCUCCUUCCUGCACAUCGCUUAAACCAACAACAACAAUAAUCCAGCGCCUGCUGCACCAUCUCACCACCCUCGACUGAGGCCGGCUUCGCUACCACCGCCGCUGCAGUACACACAACAACAAAUACACACUCACGACAACAAGUACAUACACACAACAAGUACACACACACAACAAGUAUAUAUACACACACACAACAAGUAUAUACACACACACAACAACAAGUACACACACAGGACAACCAGUACACACACACAGGACAACACACAUCACAGGACAACACACACAUCACGGCACGUCUCAUUCAGCGCUGCAACCAUGUCCGAUGACAUGGACACGAGCGACUACAAUACACAAGCGCUGGGUGGGGUCAACUUCACCACGGAUGACCCCUUCGGGGAGAGCGGAGAGGACCUGUGGCCCCCUGACUACGAAGAGGAAGAGGAGGAGAACGACAUUGCCUAUGAGGGCAUGGACGAGUCGUCCGCUGCUGCGGUGCAGGAGGAGGGAGUGAUGGCCGAGUCAGGGAUUGACGAUGCCUCUGAAGCCGUGGAGAUGAGCGACAUGGACGGAGAUGCUGCAGUCGCAGACAUAAACCCCUCGACAGAGGAAUGCCUUAAUAAUAAAGUGCAAGGGCCACUGAUCGGAGCCCUUUUGGAGAAUUUGGCAGCGGAUAUGCCCAUAUUGGGCCUGAGUUUUCUCACCGAGCACCAAAGUGGGGACGGAGCUUUCAAACAGCCGCAUUAUGUGUGCGGCUUGUGCAGUCCGGAAGGUUACAUGCUCAUGAAGCCAACUGUGGAUCAUAUCCGUGGGUUCAAGCACAUCUACAAAUACCUGAAUACUUUCUACCCAAUCAAGCUGACCACUGCCGAGGUUGACAGCAUCAAGACGGCUGAAAACAUAAAGAAACUCAUGCCGGUAGCUAAGGAGGUGAUGGAGAUUGAGGGUUGGUCACUUGAGCAGGUAAACAUAAAUAAAAUGACAGCAAAAGUUGUGGAUGAAAAUGGUCACCCACCAAAAAUAGUGAAGCUAGAAGGGAAAGGUUUUCAAGAGCACCUGGAUGCCCAGGACAAAUCGGAGCCUUACCUAGGCUUGGAAUUAAUCAUGGAACAUCGUAACGGCAACUGCCCCUCUCAGUCCUACUUUUCUUGCGAACUUUGCAAUGUCUCUUCAACCAUGUUCAACAUCAUUGUUCACCUUAUCAGCGUCAAGCACAGAAUGAAGUAUAUACGAACCUAUCAUCCGGACAAUGACAUUGCCGUUCAAGCGGAAAUGUCAAAGACUGAGAGGGCAGAUGUGGUACGGAAAGAAGCUGAGCGGAUCAUAAAAGCUGAGGGGCCCAAGACAUUCAAAUUGAAAAUUGAAAAGGGCGACUCAUUCAAGCCGCCUGUUUGCUUCCCCAAUGUAGACAGCACCAAAGCCACAAAGAGAUCAACAGAAGUGAAGGAGACCCUGAAGACUAAAGUGACCCAGGGUGGCCAGGGUCUCAACAACUGGUCAUUCCCUGGAACGAUGGGAAGCUACACGGGGGAUCUUUGUCUCUGUUCUGGAGGAGGGAUGCCACGCGGUGGGUUCGCGGGGCCCGGGGGACCCGUCGGUGGACCGCCUGGGCGAGGGAUGCGUGGACGAGGGUUCGGAGCGUUCGCAGGCCGCGGAGGGCCUGCAGAGCGCGCUGGGUUCUCGGGCCGUGGAAUGCUCGGAGGGCGGCCGUACAGCAGAGGUCACCCGCCCGGGCCUCACUCACAUGCCAACUCCUGGACGAAGUACAGACACGACCCGGAUAUGUAUUAUUCUGACAGAAACAACUACGACUGGCAUGAAUUCGGGCCAUCACCUAGGAGGAGGAUUACCAACCUGGAUGUUCUGAACUCGCUCGUGAACUUCAAGAUCUGUGGGGAAGAAGAAGCAAGUGUGGCCCUGAAGGCUUCUAACCUUCUCGCACAAGCGCUGUUGCAAUAUCGCCUCCACGACAACCACAUGAAGGAUGGUUUCGUGGAUGCCCGUGCAGGCAAUAAGCUUCACAGGCAAAUCCCCUCGUUAUUGAGGGGCUCUCCGCUGAGAGGCUGCGCACCCAGGAUGGGGCAGCCAGGAUUCAAGACCCGGGACUUCCCAUCGCCACGCCAAAAAGUCUACAACUCUGGCUACACUUCAUUUGAAAACUACAGACCAUACUAGGUCAUCGGAAAUCUCCCGUCCCUUGACCUACAGCCGUUGACUUCUUCUUUGUUUUUACAUAACUCCCCGAUAACAAUGCCAUGUGCUAUGGCUUUAGACAUUCCAAUCCACGUCAUGUAUGCCAACUUGGCGGAUAUUAAAUUGUACACACCCAUGCAAAUGCAGUAAACACAGAGAUCUUAAUGCCAUAGGUGUUUGCACCGUGCGUGUAUUUGCUAAAGUCCGCAUACAGAACCUAACAGUGGCUGCUGGUCUUACGUGGCAAUUAAACAAGUUUACAACAGUAUGAAGAACAGAGGGGAGUCCAGAAUCGCAAGUAGGUUUGAGUGGAAAUCUCAUUCAUUAUUGAUGUUGAUAGAAGUUUUAUUAAAAUCAGCUGGUCUCUUAUACCCCUUAUCCACUGCACAACCAAUCCGUGCCGAGUCAGCUCGGCACAUGAUCAAAGAGGCGCCAGUGUUGUUUUUUUCCACUGCAGAACCCAAGCCGUGAACACUAGACUCCACGCGCAAUUAACGCUGAGAUACGUGCAGGCGAAGCAGUGGCGCUGUCUUCACAGUGGGCCCACGUGCAUUAGGCCCCGCGACUGGCCCUGCUUGGCCCAAAAAGCCAGAUGUCUGGUGAGGCCCAAAGUAUCGUGGUUUGCUUCUGGUUCCGCGUGGAAAAAAAGUCAGUGGAAAAAGCCACGUGUUCUGGUGAGGUCCCCCGCGCUGGCUCGGGCCCAGAUGUGCCGGUGGAACAGUGGUAUAAGGGGCUUUGUGGGGCAUGGGCAAGUGUUGGGGAUGCAUCACAUUUUCUGUAUUUGUGUACAUUGCGUUUUCCAUCUUUGUUCUAAAAUCAUAUUGAUUUUAUUGGCUACAGGAGAUGUUAUUAAGUUAGAUUUUACUGACCUUUCAAAUAAGCCACGGUUUAGUGGUUCAUUGACCCAGCUUAAUCUCCUUCAGUGACGUGCUGAAGAGGUCCUCGAUCUGGACGGUGUCGGGGGAUGACCGCAGUCCUAUUGGAAGACAAAAAGCAUAAACCCCAGACAUUGUUGACAGUGGCGUAAUAUUGAAACUUGUUUUUGGGUUCAAAUGACAGAUUUAAGUUAUUGAAAUGACCAUAUUUUACUGGGAUGUGAUAUAAUGUAUCUGCAUAGUUUGUUUUGUAUGUUGUGGCCAGUCCCAAUUGUACACACACACAUACGUAUAAUACACAUUGGCAACCGCACAGUUCAAAUAACCGUACACCAGGGGGAGAUGGGAGCUUCUUUUUGGGUGAUCAAGUGGAAUAAUAUUUUGCAAUCGGAUAAAUGUUAAAGAGCUGGGAACAGGAUACAUUUUUGAACCUAUGUGGAGUCCAUGAAAAUUGAGGAAAAAAAGGAAACCCUGGAUUAGCCAUCUACAAAUGUCUUGGUACAUUUUUAGCAUGAGGCUAUGGGUGACGAUAUCAAAAAAUGAUGAUGAAGGAUAACUAGAAUGCUUCGCCAAUUGGGAGCCAGUUAUUUACGACGGUUUUUUUUCUCUCGUCCUGCUGAGUUGGGUCUCUGCGGCUGUGUCGUGCAGCUCUGCGAUCUGUUUUUUUUCCCCAUACCGCGCAUGUCGUUCGGCACGAUGUCCGAAAGUGAAUCGAUUCGGUUGAACAUCACGAAUUUGGGCAACUUGCAAAAAACAAAAACAACGCCAACGGAGAGCUGUUUACAGCACUCCGGCGAGAGACUCAACGCGGCCUUUGUGUAACGACAUGCCGGUUUACGUUGGUCCCUACCGCCCACGAUCUGCGCGUCGAAAUGGCGUUCGUGUACCGCCCUCUUUUUGAACCCACCGCUGGAGCGAGGGACUCCCAACACUGCGUGGAUCGUGAGGGUUAUCGUGUCGAACAGCACAACGCCACAACCUAAAAACAUUCGGGAGAGUUAUUAGCAAUUUUUUUUAAACCACAUUUUCCCCCACAGUAUGAAACGUUUUAUUUUUUAAACUUUAAUACAGUGCUGUGGUCGAGCAGUUUCCCUGCACUGAAUAACGACAACAGAAAUGUGUUUUGCGAAUACUGCGUUUUGGUACAUUUUAUGAAGGUUUUCCAAUGUUUUCGAGUAGACGUGUGGGUCUUCUAUCUUACAGUUUGUCUCUGAUUAAAGUUACUUGCAGGCUUUUGGCCUCGCAAAUUGGUUACUUCUCAACGUUGAUGAUAUACUUACGGGAAGUCUAAAAAUCAUCAUUUUAGUUCUCCAUGGAUGGCCUGUGCUGUGUUCUCUUGACGUUGCAUCGGUAAGGCAUUGGGGUCCUUGGGAUGGAAUGCGCAUUAUAAAUUUGAAUUAUAAGUACUGUACAUUUGAAAUAUCGACAACUAACGAUAGAUGAAAAUAACCUUUUGUUUUUUUACAUACUGCUUAGUUGUGUAUCGAUCACAAGAGGCUGAAGUCAUUACUUGUAAUAAGGUGAUCUCACAUUUAUGACAUCACUACAUUUACAUUGCAAAUGUUGAAACCCUUUUACAUUUGAGACCCAUUUUCCUGAAUUGUACAAAAUAUAUCCAGUUUACUACAUUCACAGACCUUUCAAAUUCACGUUUUAUGGUUGAGGUGGUUACGUCAUAUAUUAUUGCACAUACAUGUCAAGAGGUCUGCCAUACCAGAGAUUGUGGUAAAAGUAGAUGGUUGUGUAUGUUGAAUUGUCUAUGCUUAGUUGUGUUUCAUGCUGGUUCUUUUGCUGUGAUUGUGUUCUGUGCAUUGCUCACGCUCAGGUCUUCGCGCCUUUCCCCAACUGCGCUCUGUGCUUUUAUCGUCGUCAUCACUGGACAUUUAUACUUUGCCUCCCGUAGAGUGCAUGCGGCAGAGGGGAGCCACCUGGGAGGCAUGAAGUCGACGCAGGAACAGGACGGCAAGCGGCCAUUAUACAUGUUGCAGUGUGGCCUCCCAAUUAAGUAAUUUGCAUAUUAUUUAUAAAAUUUUGUAGCGUGUUCCGGCACACAUGGCCUACUCACUUUUUUUUGUAUGUCGUGGGGUCUCUUAAAAGCCCGCGGUCAAACAGACGCAUGGUUAGUAAACCCGCGAGUUACUAACCAGGGAGUUCGCUUGGCUCGAACCGAUUUCAUCGUUCAAACUCUUCAGUCGAUAUCCCCUCGGGUGUAUUCCCUCCCUUGGAUGGUACUCUGUCGUAAGUCUUGACCGCUGGCCAGGUAAAGCCCACUUAAAUGUCUCGUUUCUCUUAAUGGUAUGA
This is a messenger RNA of Petromyzon marinus (sea lamprey), 5521 nucleotides long. RefSeq lists its product as uncharacterized. The record is from RefSeq and is a predicted model, not a curated record. Lineage: Eukaryota; Metazoa; Chordata; Hyperoartia; Petromyzontiformes; Petromyzontidae.